AUGAAAAUCGCUUUGUUGGUGGGUUACAUUUUCUUCUGCUCCUUCUGGACCAUCGGUAUUUUCAAUAUACACUGUUAUUACUGCUCUGGCCAGAGUUUUGAGGAAUGUCAAAGUAAUCUUAAAUUGGAUGAGUACCCCGACUUCGCUGCAUGUCUGCAAUAUCAUAUCAGAUUCGACAAUGGAUCUGUGAAAAUGGAUGCUUUUGCCAAAGCAGUCAUACCUAAACGUUCCUGUGAACAGUUCAGCAAAGGAAACAUAACCGAAGAAUGCUACCAUCCUUUCUAUGAAUGCAAAGCAAAGUGCUGCUAUGAAGAUUACUGCAACAAGGGAAAUAUUCUGGACACAAGUGGUCAAUUUUCCAGCUCCAGGAAGGCAGUUUAUAUCAGCGAUGGUGUCGUAGCCAUGGGGUUGUUGUUGGGUGUGUCGCUUGCAGCUUUUAGUGUAAACUAGUCAUAGAACGUUUUGAUGAUUCAUGUGGUUGAAGUGAAAUCACCUUUGUGUGUAAUCUAGCUGUUAAUAUCAAUAUGUAGACAGUUUUGAGGUUGAAGU
Messenger RNA from Pocillopora verrucosa, 549 nucleotides. Lineage: Eukaryota; Metazoa; Cnidaria; Anthozoa; Scleractinia; Pocilloporidae. The record is from RefSeq and is a predicted model, not a curated record.